Messenger RNA from Saccostrea cuccullata (small rock oyster), 6245 nucleotides. Its product is annotated as HEAT repeat-containing protein 1-like. Gene Ontology annotation, biological process: positive regulation of transcription by RNA polymerase I; maturation of SSU-rRNA from tricistronic rRNA transcript (SSU-rRNA, 5.8S rRNA, LSU-rRNA). Gene Ontology annotation, cellular component: 90S preribosome; t-UTP complex; small-subunit processome. The record is from RefSeq and is a predicted model, not a curated record. Gene Ontology annotation, molecular function: snoRNA binding. Lineage: Eukaryota; Metazoa; Mollusca; Bivalvia; Ostreida; Ostreidae.
AUGAGCCUUCUGGGCUUUCAUCCAGGUUCAAUUAAGGGUGGACGUGAAUUCACCCCGGCAUUUAUUCGACACACGUUGUCAAUCAUUAUUCAUCGUUACACCGGUACAGUUAAUGUUUUCUACGUAGAGGCCAAAUAUCUGGGAUGUACAAAUGGGAUAGCAGAGUUACAGGCCAUUGAUCCAGUGUUUGAUGAGUUCCAAAGAUUUUAACAGAAUUAACUGUCCUUCCAAGAGGGAGCAUUCACACCACUAGUUAAUGCACAAAUAGAUGAAACUAUAGAAUCAUUCCUACAGAAAUUGUCUCCAUAUUGUCUGCUUAAGCCAGCACAGAAAGCAUUAGAGUGGUUAAUUUACAGGCAUAUUAUUGAUGUGUAUAAUAUUGAUUCCUUCAUGGUGUGUCUCCUGCCAUUUCACGAAAGCAAGAUAUUUAUACGAGCUGUACAGCUUCUGAAACUAAAAUCCAAAACAGCCACAAAAUGGGAUUGGCUUCUUCCUAUUCAGUCCUCUGGUGUUCACCUGCCGAGACAAACUUUGAUCAACCACUGUAAUUCAAAUAUUGGAUUCCUCUCCUUUUUGUGUGAUAAAAUCUACAAAACCAUCAAGGGAACAUUAAAGAGAGAUGAAGAAGACAAGUUUAGAGUUAUCUUCUCCUUCUACAUGUCCAUGGUGGUGGGGGUGCUGGAGUUUGGUGGUGCCACAGAGAAUCUGGUGUCCUCCCUGCUCCCCCACCUUAGCCGGGGUCUGAAGUCAAAGGUCGCGCAGUACAGAGCUGCUACCUACAUGAUACUGGCUCAGCUAGUCUUCAAAAGCAGUCUACAACAGGACUUGUUAAAAUCCCUGCUCUCCGCUCUCUUCAAGAGGUCAAUCUUGAAACUUGAACGAGAAACAAUGACUUGUGCAGCACUGAUUUUUCAACAUCAGAAGAUUAAAAGUCUCCCAGCAAGAUCUUUCAAGCACAUCUGUCGACAGCCAGGGUUGAUAGAGAGCCUGAAAACUCUGACGUCUGAGGGUUGUUGUGAUGGACUGACCCUGGCCUUUUUGGAGAGACUUGUCGUUAUGGCUGUCCAGCAGGACUCUGACAUGAGUGCCAGUGAGAGCAGUGACUCAGAGGCGAUCUGGAGCACCCCCCAAUAUCUGAGUAUCCUCAAUGACUUCCUGUCUAGUGUGCCACUCAGUGAGAGUGUUGCCGACCAACUCACAAAGGAAGUCAUGGAGAAUUAUCUUCUCUGUGCCAAUAACAUUAUUGAUGAUGAAGGUUUGGAGGAGCUGAGUAGCAAACACAAAAAGACUGUGCAACUUCUGGAAAACACUGACAGGAAGUACCCUGUCUCACUAGACAGGGCUGUGCAGAGUUUACUAGAAGACGAGGAGGAUGAGAGAGUGAAGAAGAUGAUCCAGGAUUUCCUGAAUCUCUCCGUCCUCUCUCUGAGACACCAGCACCUGUCUGACAUGGACGGCACGCUCUCUCUGUCCAUUAACCAUAGAACGCCGUCCAUCCGAGUCGGCGCGGUACAAUAUCUACUGAAAAACACAGAUAAAUGUGACAGUGACUAUAUAUCAGAGACGUUAUCAGCCAGACUUGCUGACGACUCACUGGAAGUUGUGGAAGCAGUUCUUGAAGCAGGGCAGUCCCUGUGGAGCAUGUUGAGUGAUAAUACUCGACUUUGUCAUUUGCUGGGUAACAUUGUCCUGAGAUGUCAGCCCUGGUCAGACAUCGGGACAAAGGCCCUCCAGGUUCUCUGUAGCUGUGAUCCAACUCUUCAGUCCUCUGUCAUUCUUCAGCUGUUUCCACGACUACUGCUCUGCACUUCUGAUGAUAUGGACUUUUUGAAAGAUCUUUGUGACACAGUUCUUGCCAAAAGUAACCUCAUGGUCAAGUCAGUAGCUCAAAAGUUGAAGAAGAAGGCAGUGGGCAAGAAGAAACAGUCAGCGGGGGAUGUGGCAGAGCUUUCUGUAGAGGUGACGGAGUGGUUAGCUGCUGCGGUGAUUAAGAUGCCAGACUGCGAUGAUUUUCUCUCUGAGUUAGAGGAGAGGGGUGACAGCGCUCGCUACAGAUGUCAUCUGGCUCUGUUCCUCAACGCUAUCAUCCCUCUGAUGUCUGAACAGAAAAACCAGCUCCAGUGGUGUGGUAAACAGCUCAAACUUCUUCACCAGCUACGACCUCAAGGUCAGCCAAGAGUAGACUGGGAGGAGGUCAUCACCAUGGUAACAGACACUUGUCAAUCUCUAGUGGCCAGUCAAAUACAGGGAAACUCCAUAAGCCUUUAUCUGCUUUCCAACUUAAUAAAACUGGUCCCUUCAGUCAAAAUUGAUGCUGAGUUUUGGGACUUUGAUGAUGAAUCUCUGAUCUUGUCUGUGAGGCUGUUUGAUUACCUCCUUCUUCUCUCCAAUAGCUCCCCUUGUAGACAAGCCUACAGAAAGCUGGUCAUCCAGUUCUUACAGCAUUUCCCUGACAGUAAUGACAAACUGAAAUUCCUUGGACUUUUGUGGACACAGCAUUGUAAUGACCUCAGUGAAAGGUCAGGGGUUAAGACCAGUCUACAGAUUCAAGCUCUGCUGAUUGGAAAACAGCUUCUGCAACAAAGUGAAACUAUGAAGAUUACAGAUACUGUGAUUAUAAAUCUGGUGUUGGCCUUGACCAGUCCAUUUGUUGGAAUUCGCCAGACAUCAAUAGAGUGUUUAAAGUUUCUCACUGGUAAAGGUAACCUUGGUCGCGGAGCUUUGGCAACGCUAGUGAACCACAUCCUGCAGUGUGAGGUGGAGAUAGACGCCGACCAGGGCUAUCUAAUGCAGGCCGUGGGUUCUGUCCUGGACAGUGAACCAAGGAAGGGUAAGAGGAGAUCUCAGUCUGGUAGGAAGGCGGACAGCAGCCUGGGGGGAGUGAUUGUGGACGUCGUACAGAACUCGGACACGCCUCACUACGUCAGGAACAGUCUACUGCAGAUCACAGCGCUACACAACAACAAAAGUUUCCUGUGUGACCUUUUACCAACCUUGAGGUCCCUGUUGUCUACCUGUCACGGUGACAGUCCCCCGGUCCUGGCUGUAGAGUCCUGUGGGUGCCUGAUUCAGCGGUUCACCCCUGACACCUGUUCCACGCUGGACUCCCACCCUGAGGCUCUGAACUUAGUCCUGGAGAUGUUAGCUAGCCCAGUCAAAGGGAUACAAGAAAAUAUGAUCUCACAGGUGACUGGAGACUUUUAUAACAAGCUCACCCCGGACACCCAGCAGCAGAUCCUGUCGUGUUUGUUUGAUGUCUGGGUGAAGGCCCCAGACCCGGGUACAGUCAAAGUGAUCAGGAAGACACUCAAACAUUUGACGCUGGAGAGCAGCCAUAUUGUAGAGGAACUGAACAAAUGUCUUCAAACGUCACCCUCAGCUUCCACCGUCAAGGAACGGAAAAAACACAGGAAGUCUGAUGUUCAUAAAGAAGAGGAAGAUGUUUUUGAACAAUUGCCAUGGCAACGAGUGGUGGUUGUCUUGGAGACAAUUCAAAACAAGAAGAAAAUUAGCAACUAUCUCCAACUGCUGCCAACUCUAUUUAAAAUACUUUCUGAGGUGUUGAAUUCAGACCAGCAUUCCUCAGCUGAAUACAUUAAACAGCUCCUGUUGUCUGUGGUGGAUGAAGUGUGUCAGAAAGCCAUCAACCAUGAUCUGAUACCAGAUUUGAAGAAGGAGACGUCCUUUAACAUUGACCUGAUUGUGAAUGCCAUUAGGACAUCAAGUAAUCCCCAGACCCACCAUAAAGCUCUGCUUCUUCUGACAACUGCCUCCAAAAUAUUCCCAGAGGAUCUUCUGCACAAGGUGAUGUCAGUGUUCACCUUCAUGGGAGCUAACAUCAUGCGUCAUGACGACCAGUACAGUUUCCACGUCAUUAACCGUAUCCUGGAGACAGUGGUGCCAGCCUUAGUUACGGCCUGUGAGAAGCGGGAGGCCCAUGCUGGAGGUCAUAAUAAGGAGGAGGUCAUCACCAUGGUGAUGCAGGUGUUUGUGGACGCCUACUGUCACAUUCCUGAGCAUCGCCGUCUGAUGCUGUUUACCAGACUGGUGGAGAUCGUGGGAGGAGACAACUUCCUGUGGAGGUGUGUCCUUCUGAAAAUGACUCAGGAAAUAACACGACCAACAACAGUAGAAAAAUUAGAGUUGUCAGCCUGUGAGGAGGGGGAGAUAACCUCGGGCUUCCAUCACUUGAUCCAGACCAUCCUGACCUACAUCUGUAGUCUGAUGGAGCUGAAGUUAGAAGACCAGACCCUGGCCAAGUUCUACCGAGCCCUGACCCACAAGAUGUACGACCUUCUAGACAAGGUGGUUGGUUUACUACCGGAGAAAAUGUUACUGAGGGUAAUAAAGGAACUGAUGGAUCACUCUAUCCCCAACAUCCAGAGGAAAUCCAUGGAGCUCCUCAACAACUACCUACUGCAGAAGGAACACUCUGAGGAGAUGAGUUUACUUGGAGUUGUGGACAAACUUUUAAAAGUGUGUGUGGCAGAAAAAACAGAGAUGACCACUAAACAGACAGCUCUAUACAGCCUCAAGUUACUGUGUAGAAGGAUUGGAGCUGACCAUCCUCAGAUGUUUAUAAAGGUGCUGAAUAUGGCUGUGGAGAUUUUCUGUUGUGAGGGGGUGAACCAGUCUCUCCAGGCCAGUGCUCUGUUGUGUAUCUCUGAGGUCUGUAGUACACUGAAGGCCCACGUCAUUGCUCAUCUGUCAACGUUCAUGCCAAAAGUCAUCUCCUGUCUCAAAGACAGACAUCUCCUGGACGGGAAUGAGCUUUUCCUGCUUAGUGUCAUAACAGCUGUUUUGCGAGUGAUGGAGAACUUGUGUUUGUUUCUCAGUCCUUAUCUACAAGAUAUUGUUACACAGAUCUGUUCUCUCUCUGGACAGCAGACAGAAGUCUUACAGAAAGCUACCAUACAACAGAGACUCAAAGCCAUUAGGACCACCAUAGCCACCAGUCUGCCACCUCGGGUACUCCUCGGGAUUUUACCUGACUGCUAUAACACACUUCUGACUCUCAAUCCUAGGGGAAUCCAGCCAAUGAUGACCAUGCUUACAGACCAUGUCAGUCACAUGAAAAAGGAGGACCUCAACAGUCACCUAGUGCAGCUACAGGGAUUCUAUCUCACCUGUCUGGAUGUACAAGCACAGUAUAAGGGAGAAGUGGAGGAUAUAGAAGAUUCUGUGAUAGAUGCCAUUGUUGCCACGGUGAUGAAACUGUCAGAGGCCACAUUCAGGCCCAUGUUCUACAAGAUGUUUGAUUGGGCCACAAGAGAAGAAGAAUUGAAGCACAGAAUUCUUGUCUUCUAUAAAAUGGCUGACAGACUGGCUGGGAAGAUGCAGAGUCUGUUUACUAUAUUUGCUGGACACAUUAUUGUUCAUGCAGCUCAGAUUUUAAAAGACAACAACAAAGAAUUGACAGGUGAGGACUACUUUGACUCCAGUAAGCUGGGUAAACACAAGGCCCAUAAGUUACUGGUUUAUAUCAGUGAGGACUACUUUGACUCCAGUGAGGACUACUUUGACUCCAGUAAUCUGGAUAAACACAAGGCCCAUAAGUUACUGGUUUAUAUCUGUGACUGCCUGUACAAGUGUUUCCUUUAUGACACCGAGGGCUUCGUCACCAAAGAGAGAUUUGAUACUUUACUACAACCUCUAGUUGACCAGCUGGAAAAUGUUGACAAUGACGAUGAAACUUUAUCCAAAGAGAGAGUGAGUGAGCACCUUGUUCCGUGCCUCGUACAGUUUGGUGCCGCAACCCAGGACGAUUCACUUUGGAAAACUCUGAACUACCAAAUACUGCUUAAGACUCGACACUCAUCAUCAGCGGUUAGGUACGCAGCUCUGAUUGCAGUGGACGAGUUCCAUAAGAAACUCUCUGAGGACUACAUGCCUCUUCUACCAGAAACAAUCCCAUUCCUGGCAGAACUCAUGGAGGAUGAGGAGGAAGAAGUGGAAAAGAUGUGUCAGUCUGUCAUCAGUCAAAUGGAGAAGACUCUGGGAGAACCGCUACAGAAAUACUUCUAAUGAUCAAAUCAUACACUCAAACAUCAGUCAAUGAUGAAACACUGUGAAAACCGCUACAGAAAUACUUCUGUGAAAACCGCUACAGAAAUACUUCUGAUCAUCAAGUAGUGCAUGUGAACAUCAUUCAAAUAGAGAAAAUACUGGAAGAACUACUACAAAAAUACUUAUGAUUGUCAAAAGGUGGUCUUAAACUUUGUAUCAUUUAUACAGUAUGUAAAAUA